This is a messenger RNA of Rubroshorea leprosula, 1395 nucleotides long. The record is from the annotation of a GenBank genome assembly. NCBI's taxonomy places the organism in Eukaryota, Viridiplantae, Streptophyta, Magnoliopsida, Malvales, Dipterocarpaceae.
GAAUGACAAUAUCUUGUGACCUUGAUAGAUAUAUUUCUUUAUGUAUCUAAGUUGAUUAUGAGGGAUUAACGUGGCUACUUCCUGAACGGUUUUCUACUUCUGAGAUAGGACCAGAAGCAGUAACUACGGUUUUAGGCAUAAUCACUGCCAAUGUUUUCAAAACCGGACCGGUUAUUGAACCGUUUUUAGUGUAAAAGCAAAAACCGAAUUUAAUUUUUAAUAAUCAAGCCAAUCUCUUUUAAUGACCAGCGCCAUGUCAUUGCGCCGGCGAACCUUGCUCAAGGUCAUCGUCCUCGGCGACAGUGGGGUGGGCAAGACGUCGUUGAUGAAUCAGUAUCCUCGACAAUUUUUUUUAUUGUUUUUUGUUAUUUACGUUUUAGAUUUCAAGCGAUCCUUUGGAAUUGUUGAAAUGAUUAGUAUUGUGGGUGAUGUUCUUUUUGAAAUUCUGAUUUUUCUGUUUUUGGGUAUUGAAUCUUGAUCUGGGUGUGCUGCUUCAUUGUUUUUGUUGUUAAUCUUCACUUGGUAGAUGCCAAUUUUGCUAGAAUUAAAUUGGGUUGGAUGUACUUAAUUUUUUUUUUCUCCCAUUUUGGACUGUUGUUAGAUGUAGACGUUUACUUUUUCCCUAGAUAUGUUCACAAGAAGUUUAGUCAGCAGUAUAAAGCUACGAUUGGUGCCGAUUUUGUCACUAAGGAACUCCAGAUUGAUGACCGGCUGGUCACUCAACAAAUAUGGGACACAGCUGGGCAGGAACGAUUUCAGAGCCUUGGGGUUGCAUUUUACAGGGGGGCAGAUUGCUGUGUGCUAGUUUAUGAUGUCAAUGUGAUGAGGUCGUUUGAUACUCUUGAUAACUGGCAUGAGGAGUUUCUUAAACAGGCAAAUCCAGCUGACCCCAGAACAUUUCCUUUUAUAUUGCUGGGCAACAAGAUUGAUAUAGAUGGUGGAAAUAGUCGAGUGGUUUCUGAGAAGAAAGCAAAAGAUUGGUGUGCUUCAAAAGGCAACAUACCUUAUUUUGAAACAUCAGCAAAAGAAGAUUACAAUGUUGAUGCUGCAUUUCUGUGUAUUGCCAAAACAGCUCUAGCAAAUGAGCAUGAGCAGGACAUGUAAGUUCACCAUGAGGACCUAUCCUUUCCUGGUUUGAGUGCGUUUGGAAAAUAUUUACCACUGUUUCAAUGCAAUAUCAUAGGCAGAGAGAUGGGUUUUCCAGGCCUGGUUGAUUCCUAAGAUGACCAUAUUCUAUUAGGUUUUACCUGCAGAACAGUGAACCUUAGUCUGUUUGGGGUUAUUUCUAUAGUUAAGAAGUGUAAAGUUGCCAUUGAAUAGUUAAGUGCUUUGUUAGCAGAUCAUUUGGAUUUCUGUAUUGUUUUUACCAUAGAGCUAUAAACUUUUAGUUUGUUU